UAUAGAGUGACUGAUUACAAGAGAAAGGUUUCAGCAUGUUUGGAUUUAUGAUGAGUGAUGACUUUUCUCAAGAGGAGUGGAUGUACUGUGUUCCUGGCAGUAAUGCCUCAUGUGUUAUGGAACAGUUCAAUUUUUGGACUAAUUUUGCCCUCUAUUCCGUGUUUGUGUUUGGCAUGCUGCUUACCAUUUUAGGGAAUGCUGUUGUCGUUGUGUCUAUAUGUCAUUUCAAGCAGUUGCAUAAUCCUACCAAUGUGCUCAUUUUAUCUCUUGCUUUGGCUGAUUUGCUAGUGGGUGUGAUCGUGAUGCCCAUCCGUGCUGUCACAGCAAUUUAUGGCUGCUGGUUCUAUGGCGAUACCUACUGUCAAAUACACGCCAGUUUUGAUCUAUUUUUCACCACUCUUUCUAUUUUUCACCUAAUUUGCAUUGCUGUCGACAGACAUCAAGCAAUAUGUAAUCCCCUGCAUUAUUCUAGAAAAAUCACAAUGUCAGUUGCCAUGAUUAUGGUAUGUGUCAGCUGGGCACUGGCUACUGCCUACUCUUUCGGACUAAUUUAUUCAAAGACCAUUGUUGUAGGGUUAGAGGAUUUAAUGGCUUCAACAAACUGCCUUGGCAUUUGUAAUAUUCCCUUUAGCGCCCUUUGGGGAAUAUUGGACAGUGUUUUCUGCUUUUUCUUUCCCUGCACUGUAAUGGUUUGUCUUUACACUCAAAUAUUUAUUGUGGCUAAACAGCAUGUAAGAAAGAUUGGAGAUAAGAACAAAUAUCCAAAUUACAGAGGAAGAGGUGGGUUGGUUAAACAGUCUGAAUGCAAGGCUGCAAAGACUCUGGGUAUUGUUCUUGGUGCAUUCAUUUUCUGUUGGAUGCCGUUUUUUAUGAAUUCAAUAGCUGAUCCACUCACUGGCUUCAACACACCCUUUCUUGUCUUUGAAGGAUUAGUUUGGUUGGGUUAUUUUAAUUCAACCUUAAACCCAAUUAUUUAUGCCUUGUUUUAUCCCUCCUUCAAGAAAUGUUUUCAUUGCAUAAUCACUCUGAAAAUAUUCAUCUCUAAUUCCUCUACUAUGAAUUUAUCUGUGUAGUGAUCAACUCACAGAUUUAGUAUUUAAUAUAUUCACAUAAGUUACUCUUAAAACAAAUUGUAGGGCAUGCAAUCAAUUCAGCUGCAGAAAGGCCAUGUUUUUCUUGUUGUCACCAAUAAUGACACCACAAACCACUGUCUUUAUUACAGUACUAAUGGAACAUUUUGUUGAACAGCAUGCUUUAUUACUGGGCCAUUACGUUUUUGUUUUAUUUUUUUCAAUCUGUGAGAAUUGCAUGUAAAGUUUGUCAGUAUUUGACUGGUUGUGAUGGCCCCUGCAGCUCGUUAAGAGGGUUUGUGUAGGUUUGCUAUCGACACCCUCUACCUGUCUCCCUCUCAGGUCACCAGAGGAAGCUGAAUGCAGUAACAGCCAGAUCUGGAGCACCUAGGGCCCAGGUUUAAUCGAACUAGGCUGAGGCUUUC
Molecule: messenger RNA, 1495 nt
Organism: Acanthopagrus latus (yellowfin seabream)
Lineage: Eukaryota; Metazoa; Chordata; Actinopteri; Spariformes; Sparidae
Product: trace amine-associated receptor 13c-like
Exons: 1
Coding region: 36-1073 (345 amino acids)
Biological process (GO): G protein-coupled receptor signaling pathway
Cellular component (GO): membrane
Molecular function (GO): trace-amine receptor activity
Source: RefSeq, a predicted model, not a curated record